Trichoderma gamsii is the source of this 3636-nucleotide messenger RNA. RefSeq lists its product as hypothetical. Gene Ontology annotation, biological process: maturation of SSU-rRNA from tricistronic rRNA transcript (SSU-rRNA, 5.8S rRNA, LSU-rRNA). The transcript has a single exon. Gene Ontology annotation, molecular function: RNA binding; ATP binding. Bases 1 to 3636 code for a protein of 1211 amino acids. NCBI's taxonomy places the organism in Eukaryota, Fungi, Ascomycota, Sordariomycetes, Hypocreales, Hypocreaceae. The record is from RefSeq and is a predicted model, not a curated record. Gene Ontology annotation, cellular component: nucleolus; intracellular anatomical structure.
AUGGCAAAGUUCGUACCCAGACAGAGAAAGCACAGGGUCCUGGCUCGCGAACGGGCCCAGGAGAAUGCCCGCCAUGAGGUCGAAGACACCAACCAGGAAAUCCUGCCGGCCGCGAAGAAAGACCUGGAGGAGAAGAAGGCGCGCAUGAAGGAGCAGCUGAAACAAGAUGGCGUCAAGAUGAGCGGCAAGAAGGCGAAGCGUCUCGAGAAAUAUAUCGACAACAAGCUCCGAAAAGACGAAAACCGAGAACUGCUUGCGAAGCUGGCCGAAAGAAAGAUUGACACGAGUCUCUUUUCGAGCAGUAGAUCUCUUGGGCAAGGUCGUGAAACGAAGAAGCAGGCCUUAACUCGUGCACUGAGAGAGCACCGAGCUGGGGUUGAUCCUACAUCUUCGGCAGAGAAUAUCAUUUUUGAGCAGCGGCCAGAGGUUGAUGAAGAUGAGAGGGACGACGAAAACGAUGCGAGUAUGUCGGAUGACGAACCUGCGCCUGCACCUGCGCCUGCACCGAAAAUUGAAACCGAGCCUAAAAAGGCUGCUGCUAAACCGACUGAGGAGGCGACAGCGGCAGCGGCAGCGGCAAUCCCUGUUGGAUCUGGUCUCAAACGAGCCCUCGAACUAGAUAACGAAGGCCGACCAGUCAUUCAGAAACGACAAAAGAGAGGAGGCCUAAAAUCAAAAAUUUCCCUCGUCGCGGAUCAACAACCAGCUUCAGAAGAAUCAGAGGAUGACGAUGAAUGGAAUGGGCUCAGCGGCGAUGAGAAAGACGAAGCCAGCGAGGACUCCGAAGACGAAUCUGACAAAGAUUCUGAAUAUAAUUCGAGCGAGGACUCCGAAGAAGAUAAAUCCGAAUCCGAAUCCGAAGAAGAAUCAAACGAAGACGAAGUCAUGGAUGAAGAACAAAAGAGCAAGAGGUCAUCUUCUUUCAAAGCAUGGGCCCAUCAGCAGAUAAAUGAGGCACAAGGAUACCAACCAGUAGACGCAGCUUCGUCUGUACUGGAGAUACCUAAACCAGAAAACUUCGUCCCCAGGGCUCCCGAACAAGACCCGCUACCGAUGGAAUUACAAGUCACCGAAAAAUCUUCAAGGAAAGUGUUUAGUGUAGGUGUUGUGCGAACACCUGAGAUUCAAGAGGCCCGAAUGAAGCUUCCGGUUGUUUCAGAAGAGCAGAGGCUCAUGGAAGCAAUCCACAACCAUGACAUUGUCGUAAUUUGCGGUUCUACCGGCUCGGGAAAGACUACGCAGGUACCUCAAUUCUUGUACGAAGCAGGCUAUGGGUCUCCAGACUCUCCAACGCCAGGAUUAAUAGGUGUGACUCAGCCUCGUAGGGUUGCUGCCGUCAGUAUGUCUAAGCGAGUGGCGGACGAGCUGGGCGAUCAUUCAAGCGCAGUGGCUUAUCAGAUCCGCUUUGAAGGCAACGUUGACGCAAAGACAGCCAUCAAGUUCAUGACUGACGGUGUGUUGAUUCAAGAAGUUGCGCAGGACAUCACUCUGCGAAAGUACUCGGCCAUUGUUAUUGACGAGGCCCAUGAGAGAAGCGUCAAUACCGAUAUCUUGAUUGGCAUGCUCAGUCGAGUGAUUAAGCUGAGGACCGAGCUGUCACAAGAGGACCCCACGAUCAAGCCUUUGAAACUCAUCAUCAUGUCUGCCACUCUACGGAUAGAAGAUAUGACCAUGAAUCCGACUCUCUUCCCUACACCACCGCCCGUUGUCGAAGUCGAAGGACGUCAGCAUCCGGUGACUAUUCAUUUCGCACGCCGCACUCACCCUGAUUACGUAGAAGAGGCAUUCAACAAGAUUAGCAGAGGCCAUAAAAAGCUGCCCCCUGGUGGAUUCUUGGUCUUUUUAACUGGCCGAAAUGAGAUACUGCAGCUAAGCAAAAAGUUAAAGGCAGCUUUUGGAGGACCAAGGUCAGCCGAAGGCCCCAAAGUGCAAAUAUCUGCGACUGAAGCACCGAUGGAAGUCGAAGACUUGGAAUUUGGCGAUGUUGAUACACAAGAUUUUGACGAUAUAGAUGGUAUCGAAUCUGAUGAUGAGGAAGAAGGAGAGGACGAAUUCAAGAUUGACGAAGAAGAUGAAGUCGUUCCUCUCAAGAUGCAGAUACUGCCCCUCUACUCAUUACUUCCCGUCAAAGAGCAGCUGAGAGUAUUUGAAGACGUUCCGGAAGGCACUCGAAAGGUCAUAUUGGCCACCAACGUCGCAGAAACCAGUUUGACCAUUCCUGGUAUGCGAUUCGUCUUUGACUGCGGACGCUCAAAGGAGAGGAAUUAUGACCGCCUCAGUGGUGUCCAGAGUUAUGAGAUUGGCUGGAUUAGCAAAGCCAGCGCUAGCCAGCGGUCUGGUCGUGCUGGACGUACGGGACCUGGUCAUUGUUAUCGACUCUAUUCAUCGGCGGUCUAUGAGAGAGACUUCCAAGAGUUUUCAGAUCCCGAAUUACUCCGGACACCCAUCGAAGGCAUUGUGCUAAAACUCAAAGCCAUGAACUUGCAGAACGUCGUCAAUUUCCCCUUCCCAACUCCUCCUGACCGACAGAUGCUCGCCAGAGCUGAAAAGCUACUCACAUAUCUUUCCGCCAUCUCCCCUAGCGGACAAGUUACCAAGGUUGGAACGACAAUGUCCAUGUUCCCCUUGUCACCUCGCUUUGCGAGAAUUCUGCUUGUGGGACAUCUCCACAACUGCCUGCCCUACACUAUUGCCCUGGUAGCUGGAUUAUCCGCGGCGGAAGUCUACCUCUCGGAGGCUCAGGCAAUUCCAGCUCUGGCUGCUAAAGACGACACCGAGAUCCGUACCGCGGAGGAUGUUAUCGCCGAGGAUCGCCAAGCCAAUGCCCGACGACUGUUCAACCAAGUUCAGAAGAAUUUCUGUUUCUUGGAUGAUAAGUCUGAUGCCAUCAAAUUGCUGCAGGUGGUGGGCGAAUAUGCGCAUGAGCCGACUGAAAAGUGGUGCGAGGCUCAUUUCGUCCGCUUCAAGGUCCUCAAGGAGAUUCAACAGCUGCGGAAACAAAUUACAGACCUGCUGCGCACAAACAUCCCUUCAUUCGCGGCGCUCAAGUACCAGGAAAAGCUGGAUCCCCCGUCGCCAAAACAAGUCAGCGCCUUGAAGCAAAUGACUGCAGCUGGCUUCUUGGACCAAGUCGCCAUCCGCGCUGAUCUGGCGCCCAACCCGCCCGAGCAGUUCAGAAAGCCUCGCCGAGCCAUCGACGUGCCGUAUGUUCCUCUUAUCCCUCUACACAGACCAGGCAGCGGCGAAGAUCCAUGCGUUUACAUUCACCCCACCUCUUCUCUCGCACACGUCAGCAUCCAGGAAUGCCCCGAGUACAUCGUCUACGCCUAUCUCCAGCGAGCCACACCUUCUGGCGCACUUGAUUCGGAAAAGAAGCCCAAGACGAGAAUGCAUGCUCUUACGGACGUGACGGGAGGGCAAUUAGCCGGACUGGCAAAGGGCACGCCGCUGAUUAGUUACGGAAAGCCAAUCAAGGAGGUGAAGGCGCAGUCGUUGGGAGCGGAUGGUGCCAUGACGAGAGAAUGCUGGGUUGUCCCGUAUUUGAGAGCGGAGAAUACUUCAGGACAGGGAUGGCCUCUGCCGGCGCAGAAGGUGAAGCAGAAGAAAUUGGCGGGCAAGGGAUGGGUUGUUGAGUAA